CAUGCUUCUGACCGACCGCCGCAGCUCUAAUAGUGACUAUGGCUCGUGGUUUCACGAAACGUCGCCAAGGACAUUUCGACGCCUUGGAGCUGUGAGCCUAACUGCUAAUGCAGUUUCAACUGCAAAUCCUCUAACUAGCGAUCCAGUAGGAGAGAAUUGGACUAAUGAGAAACAUAGAAAUAAGUUUGAAACAUUCUUUAAUAAGGUUUCUAUUGGUGGAAGGGCGACAACGCCUUCUCUAGAAAAAUUGAAUAAAUUUAGCGCCUUAAAAUUGCAAAAGAUCGAAAGACAGCCCACCCCACCGCCACCUUCAUCCACUCCGGACCAAGAAAGCUCUGCUAAUAGUGUUGUCUCCUCUUUACCUCCAACGAAAGCCGGUGAUUUACUACAGAGGAUGCAAAAGAUGGUCUACGAUGUACCUUUGCAACCGCGAUAUAAUUCAUUUGUUAGAUCUUGUACAAUGCCUGUAGAUGAUACUCCUGAUAGACCAUGGAUUAAUAAGAAAACAGAGGAACAUACUCAGACACCUAAAAUUCCAGCUAUGACAUUUACUAAACCAACCGUCAAUAACUUGACACUCAUUCCGUCAGCGAAUGAAACAUCAUCAGAAACAUCGUCUUUAUGUGGUGGAAAGUCUAUUUUGAAGAAUGCUCGAAGAGAUGCAAGACAAAUUAGAGCUUUACAUAAGCUUGCAGAAUACGGGCAGGCAAAUAUCUUGCCUCCCCUCCCUCAGUCUUCCCCGUGGCAACGAUCAAAGAAGAGAAAGAAAGUUACCUUUAAUUUGUGA
Molecule: messenger RNA, 787 nt
Organism: Dimorphilus gyrociliatus
Lineage: Eukaryota; Metazoa; Annelida; Polychaeta; Dinophilidae
Source: the annotation of a GenBank genome assembly